UAAAUUCUGAAAUACGCUUUUUCUUUAUCACUACGAACAAACGCAUCUAUGUUGACCAAUCAGAUACGCGCUCUUGCUCGUCAGGCCACGCGUACGGACUCCCGCAGCAUCAACGUGAGAAGCUUCACGGUGACUGCUGGGUCUAGAACCAGAUCUGUUAGUUCCAAGACUAGAUCUAUUCGCCAUUUGGCCACCAAAUCCUCCACAGCUUCAGCUAAAAGUGCCAGCUCCGCAUCUGCAGACUCUAUCGUUACCACUCCUCCUACGGGAUCGGCCAUCACGUUGAAAUCGGCUACAAGAGAUGAAUCGCAGUUUGGGACUAGACCAAUCUAUUUGGAUGUUCAGGCUACCACCCCUACAGACCCUAGAGUUCUCGACAAGAUGUUGACCUUUUUGACAGGAAUGUACGGAAAUCCACACUCGUCAACUCACGCUUACGGGUGGGAAACUGACAAGGAAGUGGAGAAGGCCCGUGAGUACGUUGCUGCAGUCAUCAAGGCUGACCCCAAGGAAAUCAUCUUUACCUCUGGUGCCACAGAAACAAACAACAUGGCGAUCAAGGGGGUUCCUCGUUUCUACAAAAAGACCAAGAAACAUAUCAUCACAACUCAGACAGAGCACAAGUGUGUUUUGGACUCAGCCAGACAUAUGCAAGACGAAGGCUUUGACGUCACCUAUUUGCCUGUAGACGAGCAUGGCUUGAUCUCAUUGGACGAUUUAAAGGCUGCUAUUCGUAAGGACACCAUCUUGGUGUCGGUGAUGGCUGUUAACAACGAAAUUGGAGUUGUCCAACCUCUUAAAGAAAUCGGUAAAAUCUGUAGAGAAAACAAAAUUUUCUUCCAUACUGAUGCCGCCCAGGCAUAUGGUAAGAUCGACAUCGAUGUCAACGACAUGAACAUCGACUUGUUAUCGAUUUCAUCGCACAAAAUCUAUGGCCCAAUGGGAAUUGGUGCUUGCUACGUUAGAAGAAGACCCAGAGUUAGAUUGGACCCUAUCAUCACUGGUGGAGGUCAGGAAAGAGGCUUAAGAUCUGGAACCUUAUCUCCGCCAUUGGUGGCUGGUUUCGGUGAAGCUGCAAGACUCAUGAAAGAAGAAAUGGAUUACGAUAAGGCUCACAUCACCAGACUCUCCAACAAGUUGAAGGAAGGCUUGUUGUCGAUUCCAGCCACACAAUUGAACGGUUCUAAUAACCCAGAAUCACAAUACCCAGGGUGUGUAAAUAUUUCCUUUGCCUACAUUGAAGGUGAGUCUUUAUUGAUGGCUUUGAAGGAUAUCGCCUUGUCUUCAGGAUCCGCCUGUACUUCAGCCUCGUUAGAACCAUCGUAUGUGUUGCAUGCCUUGGGUGCUGACGAUGCUUUGGCCCACUCUUCUAUCAGAUUUGGUAUCGGAAGAUUCACUACUGAAGAAGAGGUUGAUUACGUCAUCAAGGCUAUCAACGAAAGAGUCGAAUUCUUGAGAAAGAUGUCGCCUUUGUGGGAAAUGGUCCAGGAGGGUAUCGACUUGGACUCCAUUGAAUGGAGUGGACACUGAAGACAUUCACUACAACAAAACAUUUAAUAUUCAUAUGGUUCGAAAUAGAAUAGCGCUCUUUUUUUAGGCUCCAUAUAUCAUCAAUGGUGCAGAGCUUUGGGGAUUGAAUUGAGUUGAGUUGAGUUGAUUUUGUUUUUCACGACGGCGAUGACGACGAUCUGUAUUUAGUGCUUCUAAUAUGUUUGCAAUAACAAUUAUGCUAUAUAUCAAUUUUUAUGUAUUGACUAGUACUUAAAAAGUAACCGUACGUUACUUGGUAU
Scheffersomyces stipitis CBS 6054 is the source of this 1790-nucleotide messenger RNA. RefSeq names its product Spl1p (gene SPL1). Gene Ontology annotation, molecular function: pyridoxal phosphate binding; cysteine desulfurase activity. Gene Ontology annotation, cellular component: nucleus; cytosol; mitochondrion. The record is from RefSeq and is a predicted model, not a curated record. The transcript has 2 exons. NCBI's taxonomy places the organism in Eukaryota, Fungi, Ascomycota, Pichiomycetes, Serinales, Debaryomycetaceae. Gene Ontology annotation, biological process: [2Fe-2S] cluster assembly. The coding region runs from base 49 to 1530 and encodes 493 amino acids.